Messenger RNA from Bacillus rossius redtenbacheri, 919 nucleotides. RefSeq lists its product as uncharacterized. The record is from RefSeq and is a predicted model, not a curated record. NCBI's taxonomy places the organism in Eukaryota, Metazoa, Arthropoda, Insecta, Phasmatodea, Bacillidae. The coding region runs from base 79 to 807 and encodes 242 amino acids. The transcript is spliced from 3 exons. Gene Ontology annotation, molecular function: N-acetyltransferase activity.
CAUCCACACUUUCGAGCUGUUACUAACGAACUGUUAACGGGGAAACUUUCCAGGUAGAGGCAGCAGCCCAGGAGGACGAUGACCAGCUGGAAGAGACCCGACUCAGUGCCGCACCCCAAGGUGUGGCGGCGAGCGGUCGGCAGGAAGCCGGUGGAUGGCAAGGUGCCGUCCUUCGUCAUCCAGGACGUUCCUGAGGACCGCGAGGAGGAGCUAGUGGACUUCAUGGAGGAGCACUUCAUGCAUAAUGAGCCUCUCUGCAAGUGCCUCAACAUAAACAGUGAUUCGGCGAGCGUGAAGGAUCUGCGCGGCCUCUGGGAGGAGAUGCUGGCCCAGAGGAUAGCCGUCGUCGCCUUCCUCGAGGACGACGGACCCCGGCCCAGGAUCGCGGGCGCCAACAUGCUGGGCGUCGUCACCCGAGCCGAGAAGAGCGUGAAACACGAGUACGAAGGAGUUGUAAUGAAGUCGGUCGUGAAGCUUCUGGACGACUUGGACUCCCUGGCAGACCCUUUCGAGAAGUACGGAGUGGAGGAGUACAUCGCGGCCAUGGGACUGUCGGUGGCAAAGGAGUUCCAAGGCCAAGGGCUGGGCAAGGAGAUUCUGAAGGCCAGGUUCGACGUGGGCCGGGCCGUGGGGGUGAAGCUGACGGUGACUGCAUUCACCGCCAUAGAGUCUCAGGUGCUGGCCACCAGGGAGGGCUUCGAGAAGUUGGCGCGCAUCGACUACAAGGACUACAGGGUGGACGGCAAUGAGGUGUUCCCGGGAAUAACCAGCAAGUGUGUCAUACUCAUGGCCAAGAGGAUAGGUUAACGAGUCUUCCAGCAUCUGCGAUGAUAUAUAAAAUUCUUUGUACAUGCAUUGCUUACACAUUUAAAACAGAAAUUAUGUAAUUUAAUAAAAAAAUUAUGUACUUGAUUGAAAA